This is a messenger RNA of Amoebophrya sp. A120, 166 nucleotides long. Lineage: Eukaryota; Dinophyceae; Syndiniales; Amoebophryaceae. The record is from the annotation of a GenBank genome assembly.
GGGCACUGUUGACCCGGCAGAGAUAACUACUAACACCAACUCCAAAGAGCCGCAAAAAAUCAACUUUUUCGUCGAGUCGUACCCGCUGCGCCCGGUGCUGAUCUUUUUGCUCGCUUUCUUUCUAGCGCCGAAAACCUUUCCAGGGAGCGAGAGGCUGUUUAGCUGA